UUUCAGUGGUACCUUCCGGCCUGGACGACCGUAUUUCCCGUGCUGCACCGCGGCCUCCUCUUUCUCUUCCGGCCCCACGCGCUUCGGGAGCCGCCGGCUUCGGUGCAGAGAUGGCCAAGUCCAAGAACCACACCACGCACAACCAGUCCCGAAAAUGGCACAGAAACGGCAUCAAGAAACCCAGAUCACAGAGAUACGAAUCUCUUAAGGGGGUAGACCCCAAGUUCCUAAGGAACAUGCGCUUUGCCAAGAAGCACAACAAGAAGGGCCUGAAGAAGAUGCAGGCCAACAACGCCAAGGCCAUGAGCGCACGUGCUGAGGCUAUCAAGGCCCUGGUCAAGCCCAAGGAGGUCAAGCCCAAGAUCCCAAAGGGCGGCAGCCGAAAGCUCAGUCGACUUGCCUACAUUGCUCACCCCAAGCUUGGGAAGCAUGCUCGUGCCCGCAUCGCCAAGGGCCUCAGGCUCUGCCGGCCAAAGUCCAAGGCCAAGGCUCAGACCAAGCCCCAGGCUUCAGGUGCAGCUGCAGCUCCAGCUCAGGCUCCUGCUUCCAAAGGUGCCCAGGCCCCUGCUCCCAAGGGUGCCCAGGCCCCCGCUCCCAAGGGUGCCCAGGCCCCCGCUCCCAAGGGUGCCCAGACCACCACAAAGUCUCCACAAUAGAGGCUUCUGUCUGCCGACGUGAGGACGGAAGGACUGAUGUGCCCCCUGGGCUGCUGUCUACAUGGAGCUGGUACCCUCCUGUGCUAUCUGUACGAAUAAAUCUGAGGCAGGAUCUGUCCGUCAGCCUGUGUCCUGAUC
Molecule: messenger RNA, 794 nt
Organism: Molossus molossus (Pallas's mastiff bat)
Lineage: Eukaryota; Metazoa; Chordata; Mammalia; Chiroptera; Molossidae
Gene: RPL29
Product: ribosomal protein L29
Exons: 4
Coding region: 111-656 (181 amino acids)
Biological process (GO): cytoplasmic translation
Cellular component (GO): cytosolic large ribosomal subunit; ribosome
Molecular function (GO): structural constituent of ribosome
Source: RefSeq, a predicted model, not a curated record